GUACAAGUUGGCUGGUUUCAGAUUUGUUGAUAAAUUGAUUUUCGGACUUUGAUUUCUGGCGAUCUGAUUUUAAUGUGGUUCUGCUGGUUUUUAGCCUGCUGCCUAGCAGCACGGCAGGAUGAGCACAGUUCAGAUAGAGCCAUUAAGAAGCGCGUGAAAAAAUACAGACUGGAGGAACUAAAGAGAGAACUGGAGGCUUUGGGGGUUAACGUUGAUGGACAUGGACAAAACAUAGAUGAAAAUAAAAACAAAAGCAAAAAGACCAAAAAGGAACUCCAAAAGGUCCUAAUAAAGAAGCUGAAGCAGGUCAAGGACGGCAGAACUGGCCUGGACAAGAGGGCUAGGGAGAGGGCAGAAGGACUAACUCUGCCCAUGGAGAUCCCAGAAGACGUCCUAAAUGUUCUUCAUGACCUUGAUGGAUUCUUGGACAAAGAGUUGGAAGACUGUGAGAGAAAUGAACAGAGGGAUGACGAUGUGAAAGCUGUGCUCGACAGUCUCCUAGAUAAAGUGGACUCGACUCUGGCUUCAGAAGGACUGAAAGACGAAGAAGAAAAGAAGAGAGUCUUGAGGCCAGAGGUUGGAGACAGGAAGGAGGAGGCUGAGCGGGAAGCGAAUUUCUGGAGUGCCAGAGAGAACCACAAAGCCUCCGUCCCUAGGAGGAGGUUUCGGGGGGCAAGACACAGCAGUGUGUGAC
This is a messenger RNA of Alosa alosa (allis shad), 694 nucleotides long. RefSeq lists its product as uncharacterized. NCBI's taxonomy places the organism in Eukaryota, Metazoa, Chordata, Actinopteri, Clupeiformes, Clupeidae. The transcript is spliced from 2 exons. The record is from RefSeq and is a predicted model, not a curated record. The coding region runs from base 73 to 693 and encodes 206 amino acids.